Molecule: messenger RNA, 792 nt
Organism: Lachancea fermentati
Lineage: Eukaryota; Fungi; Ascomycota; Saccharomycetes; Saccharomycetales; Saccharomycetaceae
Source: the annotation of a GenBank genome assembly
AUGAGUUCUUCCACAGUACUUGAUGUUCUUGAAGAACUCAAUUCAGGUUUAGAAGGCAACUUCUAUCAUCUUGAGGCGCUGCUUGAUGCUUUACAAGCUGUCGUGAGCGAAGAGAAUGCCGACAGUGAGAGAAUCAAGGCAUUAAUGUCUUUAAAUGAUGAAUAUCCAUCUUUCGUGAAAUCACUGGCCAGUUUGAGGGACAACCAGACGUCCAUUAUUGAGUCUUACAACACUAAGAUGAAAUUAAGCCCACUCGCCAGUGUCGCCAAGAGUGGUUUAUCUGUAAGUGGUGCUGAUGGGUCCGCUGACCUUCUACGGUUAUAUGUGAAUGAGCUUAAAAUGCUGGACAAUGCCUGUUUAGAGCAUGGAAAUCUCCUAGGUAGACUUUCUUCCAACUUGGGUAACCAAAUGAAACAAGACAUAGAUACUAGCAUAUCAGUGGAAGUAAGUAAGCGGGAUACAUUAAGAGAAAUCAUGGCGAAAUACGACUCAAUUGACGGCAAUGAUGAUCAACCAGAAAUUCUUCGGCAAGAACUGCUGGACUACAUUGAUUCCAUGAAAAUGGAAAAAGCUAGAUAUAGCUUGGUUAAUCAGUAUAUGCUCAGUGAUUCAUAUAAGCAGCUAACAAAAGAGGUAACACAAUGGAAACAUCAAUACGAGUCACUAGAGGGAAUAAUGUUUGGUGAUAAUCCUAAUUCUAUCCGAAGCAUGGUUUACAAGAUCGAGUCUUUGAAAGAAAAAUUACAUGAACCUUCCCUGGACUCAGAAGGUGACUUAAAUAUGAAUUCGUAG